ACUAUAGUGCCAGGCAUGUGCCAGGCAUGUGCCCUGCUCGAGACGUGCAAAAUUACUUUAACGUUAUUUAAAUGGGUUUAGCGACGGUCCGUUCUCACUACAAGUGCUUGGAAUGGGAACGGUACGCGCCCGGCAUCGGACAAUCUUUUCAAACAAUAUUUUCCUAGCCCGUGCGUGGCACAUUCCUUGCACAGUCCUACAUAGUGUGAAUACUUCAGAUGAGUUUCGACAGGCAAAACGGUGCGAAAAAAAUAUUUUCACAUGAUACUGAUGAAUUUUUAAUAGAAUUAGUUCGUAUGAGAAGUGAAUUAUACGAUUUUAUGAAUCGACUGUAUGCAGAUGCAGCACAUAAGUCUCAGGUAUGGUGGGAUAUUGGAGGAAAUAUUAAAAUAGGAUGUUGUUACGGCAAGCCACUCUUAGUGCCCGGAGGUCGAGCUUUUGUUUGGCCCUCCAUACAAAAAAUACAAAGGAUAUCGUUGAAUACGAUGACUCUUAUUGUAGACAGCCCCACUGUGUACACAAGCCAAGGUGUUCCCAUAUCAGUAACGGGAAUUGCACAGGUAAAAAUCCAAGGUCAAAACGAAGAAAUGCUCUUAGCCGCAUGCGAACAAUUUUUGGGAAAAAAACAAGAUGAAAUUCAGCUCAUCGCCCUCCACACCCUCGAAGGACACCAGCGUGCUAUUAUGGGUUCCAUGACGGUGGAAGAAAUCUAUAAAGACCGCAAGAAGUUCAGCAAACAGGUCUUCGAGGUGGCGUCAUCCGAUCUUGUCAACAUGGGAAUCACAGUUGUCUCAUACACGCUUAAGGACAUUCGAGAUGAAGAGGACCCCGUUGAUGGAAGGGGUUACCUUAAAAGUUUGGGUAUGGCCCGAACGGCAGAAGUAAAACGAGACGCGAGAAUUGGUGAAGCUGAAGCUAGAGCAGAAGCACAAAUCAAAGAAGCCAUCGCCGAAGAACAAAGAAUGGCCUCCGUCUUCUUAAACGACACAGAAAUUGCGAAAGCAAAGAGAGACUUCGAAUUAAAGAAGGCAGCUUAUGAUGUAGAAGUACAAACGAAAAACGCCGAAGCUGAAAUGGCUUACGAGCUUCAAGCUGCCAAGACCAAACAGAGGAUCAAGGAGGAACAGAUGCAGAUUCAAGUGGUAGAAAGGACCCAACAAAUUGCAGUACAAGAACAGGAAAUUGCCAGACGAGAACGGGAACUCGAAUCCACGAUUCGCAGACCAGCAGAAGCAGAGAAAUUCAGAUUGGAAAAAAUUGCCGAAGCCAACCACAAACGUGUACUUUUAGAAGCCGAAGCCGAGGCUGAAUCUGUAAGAUUAAGGGGAGAAGCAGAAGCUUUCGCAAUUCAAGCUAAAGCCGCAGCUGAAGCUGAACAGAUGGCCAAGAAGGCCGAAGCUUGGAAAGAGUACAAGGAUGCAGCUAUGAUUGAUAUGUACCUGGACGUAUUACCAAAGGUCGCUGCAGAAGUUGCUGCUCCUUUGUCUCAAGCCAAGAAGAUUACUAUGGUAUCUACAGGAACAGGUGAAGUUGGUGCUGCUAAGCUUACAGGAGAAAUUCUUGAUAUUGUCAACAAAGUACCGAUGCUUGUUAAGAGUAUGACUGGAGUGGACAUUUCCAAGUCGGUCCAUGCCGCUUAAACAUCACAAGAAGGAGAAUAUUAACUGAAUCAGCUUCUUAUUCAACCUUUGGAAGUUCUUGUUAAUCCAGCUAAAUCCAACAUUAUAAUCUUAUAAACUUUAAAAUAUUAUACCGAUUUUACGAAUAUUCGAAUGUUAUAAUUAUGAAUGUUAUUUUAUUUUUAUGUUUUAUUAUUUGAGAAAAAUUGGCUUUUAUAGGAAACAGAACUUAAAUAUUUUAGUAAUUAGUAUGUGUUUAGUAAAUGUUAAUAAAAAUACUAGGUUUCUAAAUGUAGGGCAAAUAUACAAUUGAUAGGUUUGUAGUUUCCUUUUGGAGGCAGCUCUCGUACAUCUUAACAUACAUCUGUUCUGCAUUCUUAGUAUUCUAUUUACGAUGAUUCUAUCAAUACAGUAAGUCUAUUACUGGAAGACAUUAUAAUAAAACAUUUCUAAUUGGGAAAGUUAGAACUACAUACGGAAUAAAAAAUAGUGGCUGUUAUACCAGAAGUAAUGACGUAUGACAUAAGAUCCGCCAUAUUUGAAAGAGGCGUGGUUUGUAGGACUAUUGGAAUCAGUUUUCCCAUGAUAAAGUGACUGAUUUCCUACUGUAUUUUAUUUUUUAGGUUACUUGAAAUUAGGUCCCGUAACUUUUCGUGGAGCAUUAUAUUUUACAAGUGAAGUAUUUCUAAACCAUAUUCAAGUACUCCAAGAAUUAAGUAUAGGCGGACAAGUGUUCAUUCUUCUUGAUUAAUAACAAUAAUCUACAACCUAACCUCAAAAAUAAAUACUAGCUUUUUCUAUCACAUUUACAGUUUUUUAAAUCUCUUCAGAAAACUUACUCUGUUUUUUCGUCUCAGGAACAAUAGAUCUGAUUAGAUGGGGAUACGAUUGUAAUUCUAGAUAUAAUAUUUUUGAUAAAACAGUUUUUGGUGCAAACCUAGUAUUUUGAAAAUUGUUGCUUGUUCAAAUUUUAAUUUUUAGACGGUCUGUUUCCUGUAUUUAACCCUGCAACGUGCAAUGUUUGUAGUGUGAGGCACUUGAAACUUAAAAAAAUUUAUUGAUGAUAUUGAAAGAGAUAUUGGAGUUGGGGCAUGCAUAAAAACAUAAAUACCUCUAUUUUUUGUAUCCUUAAUAUAUUUCUCUAAUAUGUACAUUAUUUUAAUAAAUGUGGUUAUCCAAGCU
Molecule: messenger RNA, 2801 nt
Organism: Diabrotica balteata
Lineage: Eukaryota; Metazoa; Arthropoda; Insecta; Coleoptera; Chrysomelidae
Source: the annotation of a GenBank genome assembly